AUGUAUCUCCUUCCGGGCCACAGUCAGUCGUAAGGGCAAACCCUCUCUCUCCCCCCAAAUCGAUGGAGUCUGACGGCGAGGAGGAGGCGGCGGCGGCGACGCCGGGGACCGCCGGGGCGGCGCCGGCGGCGGGCCGGCUGAAGGGCUGCCCGGAGCUGUCGGUGGAGGGCGACAUGCGGGAGAUGGCGAAGACGGCGGCCUGGAGCGUCAGCUCCUGCAAGCCCGGCAACGGCGUCGCCUCCCUCCGCGACGACAGCCUCGACACCUACUGGCAGUCGGACGGCGCGCAGCCGCACCUGGUCAACAUCCAGUUCCAGAAGAAGGUGCAGCUGCAGGUGAGUCGCCGAGCUGCUGCUGCUGCUUCCGCUCGAUUUGGUUUGGAUGGAUGGCGCGUGAUCUUCUUUUUUCUUCUGAAUUUGUUGUUUGGGGGCAUUCAGCUUGUUGUGCUCUACGUGGAUUUCAAGCUGGACGAGAGCUACACGCCCAGCAAGAUCUCCAUCCGGGCCGGCGACGGCUUCCACAAUCUCAAGGAAAUUAAAACGGUGGACCUUUUGAAGCCAGUAGGAUGGGUUCAUAUAUCAUUAUCUGGCACUGAUCCCCGAGAAACAUUCAUUCAUACAUUUAUGCUCCAAAUUGCGGUGCUGGCCAAUCACCUGAAUGGGAGGGACACCCAUGUCCGGCAGAUCAAGAUAUACGGGCCACGACCGAACCCCGUUCCCCACCAGCCUUUCCACUUCACCUCUAGGGAAUGCAUCAUGUACUCCACCAUCAGGUGAUGGUUCAUGUCCUUCGUAUCGGAGCCAAGGUGUGGACCUUGAUCGUGGCCUGCGCGCUUCAGUCCUCCGUGACGAACGCCGGCGUAGUCUCUGAAGUAUCCAGCGUGUGUGAACAUGUAUGUCGAUUAAGUUGCUGCUGGAGCAUUAGGCUGUCUCUGUGAACAUCUAACAUGUAGUACUAAUUCAUGUUGUAUUCCAUUCCAUCCAUGUAUUCUAGGUACAUCUUUUUCCUCCAUUUAAUGUAACAUUUCACUAUUUCUGGAAUGGAUUGGAAGUUUCUCCUGGUA
Messenger RNA from Aegilops tauschii subsp. strangulata, 1063 nucleotides. RefSeq names its product anaphase-promoting complex subunit 10. The record is from RefSeq and is a predicted model, not a curated record. Gene Ontology annotation, cellular component: anaphase-promoting complex. Gene Ontology annotation, biological process: anaphase-promoting complex-dependent catabolic process; protein K11-linked ubiquitination. NCBI's taxonomy places the organism in Eukaryota, Viridiplantae, Streptophyta, Magnoliopsida, Poales, Poaceae.